Molecule: messenger RNA, 339 nt
Organism: Pollicipes pollicipes
Lineage: Eukaryota; Metazoa; Arthropoda; Thecostraca; Pollicipedomorpha; Pollicipedidae
Product: zinc finger protein 525-like
Exons: 3
Coding region: 1-339 (112 amino acids)
Biological process (GO): regulation of transcription by RNA polymerase II
Cellular component (GO): nucleus
Molecular function (GO): DNA-binding transcription activator activity, RNA polymerase II-specific; RNA polymerase II cis-regulatory region sequence-specific DNA binding
Source: RefSeq, a predicted model, not a curated record
AUGUCUUAUAGCGCCUUUUUGGGCGACUGCCAGUACCGGUCGGCGCGGCGCGGCAACCUCAGCCGCCACCGUGUCACCAUGCACCGCCAGCUGGCCGAGCCGCUGCUCUGCUGCCGCGCCAGCUUCGACACCAAGCACGCGUACGAGCAGCACCGGCGCCGGGCUCACGCGGCCGGCUACAGCUGUGGCGAGUGCGGUCGCACGUUCGGCCGGCGCGCGCUCAUGACGCGCCACAGCUACAUCCACGCGGCGCGCAAGCCGUUCGAGUGUGUCAGCUGCCGGCGCUACACGACCGCCAGCAAGUCGAACCUGCGCCGCCACCUGCAGGACACGUUCUGA